Messenger RNA from Xyrauchen texanus (razorback sucker), 2190 nucleotides. It is a transcript of the gene syn2a, whose product is annotated as synapsin IIa. The coding region runs from base 117 to 1490 and encodes 457 amino acids. The record is from RefSeq and is a predicted model, not a curated record. Gene Ontology annotation, cellular component: synaptic vesicle; synaptic vesicle membrane. Gene Ontology annotation, molecular function: ATP binding. Gene Ontology annotation, biological process: neurotransmitter secretion. Lineage: Eukaryota; Metazoa; Chordata; Actinopteri; Cypriniformes; Catostomidae. The transcript has 11 exons.
CACUGCAACGCAAGGAGGGAUCCCAUCAUCUCUCUGCUGGGCUGAAUGCUCUGAAUGUAGGUGUAGAUAUCUUCAGACCUCAUUUUACAUCAGUACUGUUCCUGUAGUCUUCAGCAAUGAACUACUUGCGCAGGCGUCUGUCAGACAGUACCUUCAUCUCCAACCUGCCCAAUGGCUACAUGUCAGACCUGCAGAAACCAGAUCCCCCACAGCCUCCACCUCCAGGACCAGCAUCAGCACCGGUGCCGGUCUCUCCGGCCCAGGAGAGGAAAGCCAUGCCAGCCAGCCAGCCUUUAGGAACGGGGUUCUUCAGUUCCAUCACCAAUGUGGUGAAACAGACGGCAGCCUCAGCAGGACUGGUGGAGCAAUCGUCUGUGCCAGCUUCAUCCAAGAGACAGAAGACACUGCUGGUCAUAGAUGAACCACAACAGGACUGGGCUAAGCUCUUCAGAGGGAAAAAACUGAAUGGAGAUUAUGAUAUUAAAGUUGAACAGGCUGAGUUUGGUGACAUCAGUGUCAUGGCUCAUGCUAACGGAUCAUGUAAUGUGGCUCUGCAGUUUUUGCAGAAUGGAAGCAAAGUUGUCAGGUCACUGAAGCCUGACUUUGUGCUGAUCCGACAACACGCUUUCAGCAUGACAGAGAACGAGGACUUCCGUAACCUCAUCAUCGGUCUACAGUACGCUGGGAUCCCCAGCAUCAACUCUCUCGAGUCUAUCUAUAACCUCUGUGACAAACCCUGGGCGUUCGCACGUCUCAUCAGCACGUACAAGAAACUCGGACAGGAGAAGUUUCCGUUAAUUGAACAGACAUUCUAUCCCAACUAUAAAGAAAUGGUGACCAUGCCAACGUUUCCUGUUGUGGUGAAAAUCGGGCACGCUCACUCUGGUGUGGGGAAGGUGAAAGUGGAGAACCACACAAAGUUUCAGGAAAUUGCGAGUGUGGUGGCCAUCACUCAGACCUACAGCACAUGUGAACCAUUCAUUGAACCCAAAUAUGACAUCAGGAUUCAGAAGAUCGGCACUGAUUACAAAGCUUACAUGAGAACAUCACUGUCAGGAAACUGGAAGUCCAACACUGGUACUGCUAUGGUGGAACAGGUGGCUAUGACAGACAGGUAUAAGCUGUGGGUAGAUACCUGCUGCAAAAUAUUUGGGGGCCUUGAAAUUUGUGCCGUUAAAGCUAUUAAUGGCAAAGAUGGAAAAGAUUACAUUACAGAGGUAAUGGGUUCGUCAAUGCCGUUAGUGGGGGAUCACCAGGCUGAAGACCAGCAGCUCAUAGCAGACAUGGUCAUUGCCAAAAUGAACCAUGUUAUAAAACAAAACCCCAAGAGUGCAACUCCCUUUCAGCCAAGACAGUAUGCUGUUGAGAAAGACACUGUGGUAGAUGUGAAGAAUGACGCACCUCAGAAAGCUCCUCCUCAAGGUUGUUUGCAGUACAUUCUUGACUGUAAUGGUGUCGCAGUGGGACCAAAAUUAGUCCAGGCGAACUAACAAGACUAAGACGGUUCAAACGAAUCAAACUCUAGAGGUUGGGUUCAAACAUUCAGAGAGCUGAUGUUGUGUUCUCUGUGAAAGGACAUGGGUCUUAGUUUAGGCCUGAUAUCUGUUUCAGUCUGUACUGUUGAGCUUUACUGUUGUACACUUGUAAUGGUUGCAUUUGUGUCUCUGUGAUGCGCUUGUUUCUUCAUGCCAAACAAGCAUUUUGUGCCUAUAUAGCGUUUAGUGACACUUUCCUCAUGUACUGUAUAUUUCUAAUGUUAUUUUCUGUUAUGUCUAUACAUUUCAGUUUUUAUUGUAAAUGGUGUUUAAAAAUGGUUUGUUAGCUAUUGUGUGUACAGUAUAUUUACACAUAUGGAAGUACUGUCUGGAGAUUAUAUAACAUAAAUGAACUCUUUCUUUGCAUGGGCAAAUGUGUGUGACGUGUUGUUGAAAGGUGAGAUGUGAAUUGUGUUUCUUUGUUGACAUCACUGUUACAAUACUCUAGAUAUCGUUAUUGCACCUUCAGUAUUGUGUAUGUGUCAUAAAAUAUGGGAAAAAAAUGUAUUUGCUACAUCCCUAUGGACAGAAGUAAUAUUGCUGUGCAUCAGUCAUUUUUGUAUGGCAAAAACUGGGGCAGUUUGAGUUUUCUGUCCUCCUGUCAUACAUAUUAGAAAACAGAAAAUUAAAUAAAUAAUAAGCAAUAAAAAUAAAA